AUGAACCGCGCUUUGCAACUGUUCCGUCCACAACUGAGUUCCGUUCGGCUAAGCUCGAGCCUCACCAAAGCACCAGCUCCGAGCGAAAUCACAAAAGAGAAUGCAAAGUUUGAUGAGGUCACACAUACAGGACAGGCUUGGGAUCAAGCCGACUAUCGCCUACAACGAUUUGACAUCUCGAAAAAACAGGUCAACCCGAAUAUUGCUAUGCAUUUAAUCGCUGAACGUCCCCCAAAGGAUUGUGGUAAUGAACGUAUCGUAACGUGUGAUGGAGGACAUCCUGCUCUUGGUCAUCCACGUGUUUUCAUCAAUCUUGACAAACCUGGAGUUCACGCAUGUGGCUACUGUGGGAACCGUUUCUACAACUCACAUGUUACGAAAGGGGACGAUAUGAACAUCCACCAUUUGAACUGCUAA
Molecule: messenger RNA, 417 nt
Organism: Haemonchus placei
Lineage: Eukaryota; Metazoa; Nematoda; Chromadorea; Rhabditida; Trichostrongylidae
Source: the annotation of a GenBank genome assembly